Messenger RNA from Penicillium canariense, 1704 nucleotides. RefSeq names its product Leucine Rich Repeat domain protein. Gene Ontology annotation, molecular function: Hsp90 protein binding. The transcript has 6 exons. The record is from RefSeq and is a predicted model, not a curated record. The coding region runs from base 1 to 1704 and encodes 567 amino acids. NCBI's taxonomy places the organism in Eukaryota, Fungi, Ascomycota, Eurotiomycetes, Eurotiales, Aspergillaceae.
AUGCCUCCUGUAGUCUCAGCCUUGCAACAAAGGGGCCAGAAGCUUUACCAGAAGGGGGACUUCAAAGGCGCGAUCGCGGCCUUUGACGAGGCAUUGAGGCAGCCCAAUGUGGAUGUAAUUGGUGUCCUGGACAAUCGUUCUGCUACUUUUUGCAAGCUGGAACAGUAUGACCAAGCACGUCGCGAUGCAAAACAAAUGAUCAAAAAGGCUAAAGAUGAUGAGCGAGGAUACCUACGAUGUGCCAAGGUACUUCUCCUCGAGGGAAAGCCAGAAAAGGCCCAGGAGAUUUAUGCUUAUGGCUUGAAAAUGCUCCCGAGUGAGCAUCCGCGACGGGAGAUGCUGCAGCAAUUGCAUAAGAAAUUAGAGGACCGCAUGCUCCUCAAUCGUCGAGACCCGUUCACCAUGCUACCACUCGAAAUUGCGGUGCUGGUGGUUCAGCAAUUUUCCUUCAAACAGAUUGCCGGAAUUUUACGUGUUUGCAAAGAUUGGGAGCGGUUUUUCGGCUCCAUGACCAACCUGUGGAUGCAUAUCGACCUCACUGGAGCCCGUGGGAAAGUGUCAUGGACGGCAGUCAGGUCAUACAUUCGGCGCUCAAAGGCAAUGCUUACCCAUGCCACUAUCAAAAACCUAGCCACAACUUCGACACCCAAAACCUUGGAAUUCCUGAGCCGUUGCCCACGCCUUGAACAUCUUGAGCUCUGGGCGUCCCAUGAUUGCAAGGACUUCUACCAGAAAUUCAAAGGCAGCAAGAGGUUAAAGAGCCUCAUCCUCUCCGCAGACUUGCCUGUCUCCCAUGACUACUUAGGCAGGCUUUUAGUUGCUCUGCCAAAUCUCGAGCGCAUCGCGCUGUGGAAUGUCAAAAGCUCAAAUAUGGAGUUCUACAACUCUGGACAGUGGCCCAAGUCCCUUCCAAACCUGAAAAGCAUUACGCUGGCCUCAAGACAAAACGUGGCCCAACCAACAACACAGCAUAUGCCUGUACUAUCUGUGCCGGCGCUUAUGGAAAAUAGCGAAUCACCUGUAUACCCGAAUUUGGAAGAAUUACGCCUUGACUUCGAUCCAGCAGUUCAUAGCAUAUACACCUUCCCCGAUGGUCCUGACCGUCAUAUCCCACCGCUCCGUCGGCUAGAACUACGCGGGAAAACGAUCGAGCAGGACUUCUGCGCCAUUCUCCCGAGCAGCAUCGAACACAUCCAUGUUCAAGGCGGAUCAGCCCGGCGGCCUACAUACCUGGAGCUGCGAGAAGGGACGCUUCCGAACCUGCACACACUAAUAUUCAUCGAUACGGGGUUCAUCACGAACCAAACCCUCCCGGUCUUUCUCAACGACGCCCAAGCUCCGAUCCGGACACUGUUUCUCAACGAAUGUUUUAACCUAACCAUCUAUGAUCUCGUCGCCAUGGUCGAAAGCCAGGAGGUGCCAAACCCCGAGCUGGAGAAGAUGGCGGAGCUUAGCCUUACCCACAUGCGCGGCGUGGACGAUGCCGGUGCACGGCGUCUCUAUACGUUGUUUCUAGAUCUGAAAGUGCUCAACCUGUCCUACACACAGAUCACGGGUGUGACUAUCCGUCUUUUCGCUGAUGCGCGGGCCUCUGACUCUCGCGACGGUGCUAAACUCGACCGGCUAUUUGUCCGAGGCUGUGAAAGCGUCUCCUCGGAUGCUGUGGCUUAUGGGCGAGAGAGGGGACUGGAAGUGAUUACCUGA